Molecule: messenger RNA, 1705 nt
Organism: Coniophora puteana RWD-64-598 SS2
Lineage: Eukaryota; Fungi; Basidiomycota; Agaricomycetes; Boletales; Coniophoraceae
Exons: 7
Coding region: 119-1591 (490 amino acids)
Source: RefSeq, a predicted model, not a curated record
UUUUCGCUCAUUCUUUUCGUUCCCUGUCUUUUCUUUGCGCUGCCAGCCAGCCCCCUCAUUUAUUUUCUGUUAACCUCGCGCAGGUCGCCGCUUCGAACACUCUGCCUCACUGCUGGCCAUGAAGUGGAUUUUUGCUAUUGUUCUUGCUUAUGCUGCCGCCGCCGGGGCUCAGAGUGUCAACGGGUUGUCCUUAAUUCCGGCAGCCAGCGUUCAUGCGUACGAAGAGGCCUACUGGGCAACAGCAUCGCCUGGAGCGGGGUCUUGGGGUAGCUCCGCGCCUGCUCAAACUCCAGCUCCCUCUGCAACAACCCAAACCUCGGCUUCGCAGUAUACCGAACCGCCGUCCUCUGAUGGGAGCUGGUCGAUGAUGCCCUACUCGUCGUUCAUGUCAGGUGGCUACAGCAGUAUGGCCUGUGGGUACGGUUAUACGAAGGCUUCUGACGGUUCGUGUAAGCCUGUUUCUUGGUGGUCCACGGAAGGUUGCUACGAAACAAUUAUUAUUAACCACAACGGCGGUUACGGUUACGGUUCUUCCGAUUGCAGUACCUAUGGGUCUACUAGUACUGUCACGGAGACUAAGACGGAGACAUCUUUUUCGACGGUGACUCAGACGUACACCGAAACACAAACUUCUACAGCUACUAUAUAUCAGACUCAAACCGAGACAGCAACUGCGACAGACACAGAGGUGUUGACGAAGACUGAUGUCUUCACAUCUACCGUGCUUAUGCCCACUACGCGAAUCUGGACGUCUACGGAAAUCAUCGAUCAGACCAUCACACAGGAGCACACGCUUACGGCCACCGACACUGUCACGGCAACACAGCUUUUGACUGCUACUGAAACUGCUACUGACACGGAGACGGCGACGGAAACCAUCAAGCAAACCUCCACCGAUUUCAUUACCAAGACGGAAGCCACCACAAUCUUAGAGCCCACUACUUACACUAGUCUUGUUGUUAGCACCCGAGUGAUUGAUAACACGAUAACAGAUCUCCUCACUCAAACCGCGACUAUAAUAGACAAUGUCACAUACAUCUCGACCGCAACCCGUACCGAGACUGCCACGGACUUCGUGACCAAGACUGAUACUACUACGGUGGUGAUGCCGACAACAUUCACGUCUACUUGGAUUGAGACUAAGACCAUCGACGAUACGUCAACCAUCGAGCAGACCUUGACUUCGACUGUGACGUCGGACGUGACCUACACGCAGACGGUUACCUAUCUCGAGACCUUGACUGACACCAAGACGGAGACUGAGACCGCCACUGCCACCCAAACCAUAUUCGAAACAAGUCUAGCGACCUGCCUCUGGAAGUGUCAGUCCUAUUGGUCUCUGACUAGUGGUGGCAGUUGGAACACCUAUACAACUACCACAACCAGUUCCUCGUCGCCGUACAAUACCUGGAAUACAUGGGCGAGCUCGCCGAUAGCUACGUGGGAUGCGUCGAGUGCAGACUCGUGGAACACUUGGGCGACUGCCUCCGCUGAUCCGACCUGGAACUCUUGGGCAAGUACCGUGCCAGCAAGCAAACCCACAAACGAUGGUUCUUGGAACUCGGGAAGCUGGGGCUCUUCGAGCUGGUGAAGCAUCAUUUUGUGAUUUGAAGUUGGACGGCUCGGAUUUUUCAAUAAAUUUAUACUCUCCCUAACACUGGCGCGAGCUCUUUAAAUUCCUGACAUUGGACAUUUCUUGGCACCC